This is a messenger RNA of Magallana angulata, 3849 nucleotides long. RefSeq lists its product as uncharacterized. NCBI's taxonomy places the organism in Eukaryota, Metazoa, Mollusca, Bivalvia, Ostreida, Ostreidae. The record is from RefSeq and is a predicted model, not a curated record. The coding region runs from base 305 to 1429 and encodes 374 amino acids. The transcript has a single exon.
CUGAUUAACACAGAAUAAAUUGUCAUCUUAAAGCAAAAGAAAAUUAAUUGUCAGAGAAAGCAGCAAUUACAUGUUUUUGAUGUUAAAAUCCCUUCUUUUUAUGGGUAGAUAAUUUCCUAACAGUGUUCUUGUAUCUUAUAAUCAAGACUUGGUUAUGUUUAAGACCUUGACCUUCAUGGAGGUGGACGUGUUUCUCGGGAGUGCUGCUCAGUGCUUGGAAUCUAAGGACUGCUUUCAAUUGGUGUCUCCUAUGAUAGGUAUAUAGUCGGAGGUUAGUGUAAGUGUGCGUCAAUUGUCUACUCUAAUGAAUUUUGGUACUCCGUCUCCCUCGAAACCACCAAAAAAGAAAAAACAGAAAACCAAAUCACAAGUCAAGAUGGCUGCCGCUCAAGGACAGGGACAAGGACAAGGACAAGCACAGUGCCAAGGUACGACUCCCAUUUCUAAUCCAUCAUGUAGUCCCAUGCAGCAUAUUAUUCAAGUCGCCAACGAAACAUACCACCAAAUGCAGCCGAUGCAACAUAUACAACCUAUGCAAGCUAUGCAGUGCUCUACAUCAUUUCAAAACCACCCUAACUCAACCUAUUCGAACACUCCGAACACUUCACAUAUCCCCCCACCGUGGGCCCAAGAUAUUUCCCUACAAAUUCAGAGUGUACAUAAAAAACUUGAAAAGCUUGAUUCCAUUGAAACUUCCCUCUCCCGCAUGCAGGGCGAACUUAAUAGUCUGAGCACCCGUGUCUUAGAAGUAGAGAAAAGUCAACAAUUUAUUUCAAACUCUUACGAUGAAAGCACAAAAACCAAUGCUAUAGCCCUUAAUGAGCUUGACAAUCUCAAAACUUCACUUGAAGACUCAAUAAGAGCCAACAAUCAAUUAAGCGAGGAAAUUCUUGACCUCCAGUGCCGAUCUAUGCGGGAUAAUUUGUUGUUCUACGGGGUGGCUGAGGCCCUAAGGGGGGAAAUGGAAGACUGUGAAAAAAUUGUUCUUGAUAUAUGUCGUUCCUCUCUGAAUAUAACAGAUGAUGUUCUAAUUGAAAGAGCUCACAGAAUCGGCAGACCCAAUGACAAUCGACCACGCCCUAUCGUAGCCAAAUUCUCCAGAUUUCCUCAACGCGAGGUCGUCAGAAAGUCGGCAUUCAAGCUCAAAGGUGCUAAUAUCUCGAUUGGUGAACAAUUCCCUAAAAUCAUCCAAGAGAGAAGAAAGAAACUGCUUCCAGUGAUGAAGGAGGCAAAAGAUAGGCAGCGAAAAGCGGUCCUCAUAAAGGAUAAGCUCUUUAUUGAUGGAAAACCAUACCACCCUCCAGCAACGGAAGAUGACCACUUGGACGCACCGGUACCGGCGCAGGGAGCUGAGGGCCAUAGUUCUCCGGGCGGACGCUGGGAGAGAAGGGAUACGAGAGGUGGCGGAAGGGGACGCAGGACUCGCUAAGGAGGUCAGGAGAACAACCUAAAGGACCUAAAAAUCAUAGGAUGGAAUAUCCACGGAGGCUUUGAAAAUAAAUGGAAAGAAAGAAACUUUAAGAACGUUUUGUGUACGUACGACAUAAUUUGUCUGUCCGAGUGUUGGAUCGACAAGGAAUUCACAAUGGACGAUCCAGAUUAUAAAGCAUAUAUCUUCCCUAGGAAAUCCAAAUCAACACAAGGAGGAGGCUCAAUUAUUCUGAUUAAAACUGAAUAUACCCCGUAUAUAUCUGUUGUUGAAUCCUUAUAUGAUACCAUAAUAUGGCUUAAGCUAAGCAAAAGUCUUGUAAAACUUCAGAAAGAUUUGUUUAUAGCCUUUACAUAUUUACCUCCUAGUAACUCUGUGUUUUUUAAAGAAAAUGAUGUAGAUUUAUUUUUUGAAUUAGAAAAACAUUUAUGUAAGUAUAUGGAUUUUGGUUAUGUGUUUCUAUUUGGGGAUUUUAACAGUAGAACAAAAAGUAAGCCUGAUUACAUUGAAAAUGAUGCUGUUCAUGAUUCUGUUUCCGUGUUGUCGUAUUCAAAUGACGAUCAGCUGACUGAGCGGAUCAACCCAGAUGUAGGUCACAACGAGUAUGGAACACGGCUAUUGUCCCUAUGUAAGGCCACAGGCGUGCGCAUUGUGAACGGGCGACACAAAGGAGGCUAUUCGAAUGACUUUACUUUUAACGGUGCACGUGGACUAAGCACUAUUGACUAUCUCUUAACAACAUCUGACAUGUUUGACACUAUUAGUAAAUAUAUCGUUGGCAAUUUUACAAUGUUUUCUGAUCAUGCUCCACUACAUAUUGAACUUCAUUGCUUUUUGGAUGCAUACAAUAUUGUAAACAAUGAUUUUUUAAGAUCCCGUGAUGUUUUUAAAUGGGAUCCUUGCUAUUUAGAACUGUGUAAAGAAUCACUUUUUGCAUGUGAAAAUAUCAGCAAUACCGUAAAUUUUGAGUGUAUUACGUCACAAGACGAACUUGACGAACGUCUACAAAUACUGGUUAAUUUGUUAGACUCCUCUUUUGGCCAACAUUUUAAGCUUCAAUCAAAAAAUCCGAAACAAACAAAUACAGUACGCAGUACCCAUAGACGUACAGUAUACCUAUCGGUUGACGAUAAGCCCUGGUUUGAUGGGAAAUUAAAAUCUUUGUAUAAGGAUUAUGUUGUCGCGUUGCGCAAAUUUAACAGUUAUAAAUGUAAUUCUAACCAUGCGGAUCUUUUAAGUAAAAAACGUAUCUACAAAAAACACGAAGCCAAAGCCAAACGUAUCUACAAAAAUACUGAAGGUGACCAAUUAUCUUUGUUAAAACAAAACAACCCAAAACAAUUUUUCGCCAAAUUUAAGAAAAGGUCUAAAACUAAUUCAAAUAUUUCUUUGGAAAAUUUUUACGAGCAUUUUAAAUCAAUUGCUUCCACGCAGGAUGACGGUGACAUCGAAAGUGGAAAUGAAGGUUUAGAUAUUAAUUGUAUUUUUGAAGAGCUAGAUAAAAACAUUAGUAUUGAUGAAAUUAAAGAGGCUAUCGGUAAUCUAAAGCCUGGAAAAUCCCACGGUGAAGAUGGAAUUUUGAACGAAUAUUUCAUUGAAUUUCAAGACUAUUUUUUACCUAUACUACAUAAUCUUUUUAAUUGUAUAUUAAAUACUGGUAUUUUUCCCAGUACGUGGUCUUCUUCAAUAAUUAUUCCAGUGUUUAAAAAGGGUGAUUCUACAGACCCUAACAACUACAGGGGUAUAAGUCUUGUUAGUAAUAUGUGUAAGUUAUUUGCUUCAAUUUUAAACAAAAGGUUAUUGGAAUGGUCAAAAUAUAAUGAUGUUAUAACGGAUGCGCAAUUUGGUUUUAAACCAAGCUGUGGAACACGUGAUGCUAUUUUUGCUUUACAUUCUAUUAUUAGUAACAGUCUAUGUAAAAAGAAGAGGUUAUAUUGUGCAUUCAUCGAUUUUAAAAAAGCGUUUGAUUCUAUUGAUAGACGACUUUUGUGGCUUAAACUUUCAAAGGUUGGCAUUGAAGGAAAAUUAUUGUCAAUUAUUAAAGCGUUAUAUAGUCAUGUGAAAUCCUGUAUUGGUGUUGAUGGAUUCUUAAGUGAAUAUUUUUGUAAUAACCUAGGAUUAAUGCAGGGCGAAGUGUUAUCACCUAUUUUAUUCAAUUUAUAUGUUAACGAUUUCGAAAUUAGCUUUUUAAAUGCCGGUUGUUUAUCUUACGAGUUAUCUUCCCUAAAUCUGUUUCUUUUAAUGUACGCUGAUGAUAUGGUCCUGUUCUCUGAAUCUGUGGAAGGUUUACUAUGUCUUUUGAAUGAACUACAUAGCUAUUGUAAUACUUGGAAAAUGCAUGUUAAUGCGGAAAAGUCAAAAAUUGUGGUUUUUAGAAACAAUGGCAGAGUUAAAGAUAGUGAGUGUUGGCAUAUUGGUAA